Molecule: messenger RNA, 2725 nt
Organism: Solanum dulcamara
Lineage: Eukaryota; Viridiplantae; Streptophyta; Magnoliopsida; Solanales; Solanaceae
Product: protein EXECUTER 1, chloroplastic
Exons: 12
Coding region: 196-2280 (694 amino acids)
Biological process (GO): response to singlet oxygen; singlet oxygen-mediated programmed cell death
Cellular component (GO): thylakoid membrane
Source: RefSeq, a predicted model, not a curated record
UUCUUGCAAAAACAAUUUGCUUUGUCCAACGUCAGAAAAAUCAACAUCCUUAUCCCCAUUUUUUCCUAUUCAUCAGCCUUGUUAUUUCUUUGUUCUUCUUCUAUAGCAAUCCACUUUUGAGUACUCUUUUUUGGAUAUUGAGAGGAAAAAAAUAAUCAAGAAACAACGUUGUUAUUCUCAUAUCUUGCCUUUGUCAUGGCGUCGAUUGCUCCGCCGCCGACAUUUGAUGUAAACCCUCACAAAUUCAACUUCUCAAACCCUAAAUUCACUUCCCGAAUGAAGCGUUCAUCUUCCUCCUUCACUCUUUCAACCUCUCAUUCUCUCUCUAGGGUUUCCGGUUCCGCUUUCUGUUGCCGUUGCCGGAACGGUACCGGUGAUGGUGAGACCGUUGAGCCAUCUCCAUCGCCAUCUGCUUCUUCUCAGAAUAGUUCAUCUUCUUCUUCUUCUUGGAGAUGGGAUUUGGCGUUUCAAGAUGCUGUUAAGAACGUGAUGAAAAAGUUGGAUGAUUAUGUGAAUCGGUCAAAAGGAGUGGGACUUGCUGAGAGGAACAGUGAAACAGGUCUUGAUGGUGAAGAAUGGGAUUGGGAACGAUGGAAAAAGCAUUUCACUCAGGUUGAGGAGGAAGAACGACUGGUUUCCGUUUUAAAGUCACAAUUGGCUCAUGCUAUUAGUAGAGAAGAUUAUGAAGAUGCUGCUAGACUCAAGGUGGCCAUUGCGGCAGCAGCUACUAAGGAUAUUGUUGGAAGAGUGAUGUCCCAUGUAAAUAAAGCUGUAGAAGAAGAACGCUACAGGGAUGCAGUAUUUAUGCGUGAUUGUGCUGGUACAGGAUUGGUUGGAUGGUGGGCUGGAACUUCAGAAGAUGUUAGUGAUCCAUAUGGCCGCAUUAUUCAUAUAAGUGCUGAGCAUGGAAGAUAUGUCGCGAGAAGUUACAGUCCACGCCAGCUUGCUUCGACCGUGGAAGGUGCCCCUCUCUUUGAAAUAUUUCUUACCGUGGAUAAUAAAGGUGAAUACAGGCAACAGGCUGUUUACUUGAAGAGAAAGCCAGUUCAGCAAGAUUUACCUUUUCCUUCUUCAAAGCUACCUGGUGCUUCCAGUAACUUGGACACUCUUGGUCCCUCUGAACACAAAAGUGAUAUGUUUGAUAAAAUCUCAGAUGCUGAGGAAGAUGGUGAAGACAGGGAUGAUGAUUUUGGCUUUCAGAAUGCAUUGAAAGACAUGAUUCCAGGAGUACAGGUCAAGGUUUUGAAAGUGACAGCUCCAGGGAAGGUAGAUAGAGAUCUAAUAUCAAAGGUCAUUGAGCAAAUUAUGGAUGAGGAAGAUGAAGAUGAAGAAAAGGACUAUGAUUUGGACAGUGUGGAUGACGAAGAUGAAAUUAAGGUGGAAAGAGAUGGAGAGCAGAAUGUGAUUGAAUUGGAUAGAGACAAUGGGGUUAGUGAUGGUGAAGAGCAGAGCCAAAUUGCAGUUAGGGUGGUUGUUGGUGGUCUCAUGCAAAAUACCUCAAGUGGUGCACAGCAUAAAGACCUGCUUCGAGUACCGGCGAGGCUAGAGAAAAAGGGUCACCUGUCAUUUACUUUCAGUAUAGAGGAAGAUGAGAACAAAAGCAAUUCCUCUGGCAGUGGACAAUCUCCCCCAAAUAAGAAGGCUAGACUCCAAGGUCAACGUAGCUUGGAUCAUGUGAUGGUUGAUCUUGCAAAGUUCAUCGGCAAGGGGAAAAUACCUAUGAAGGUCCUUAAAGAUAUGGGAGAGUUGAUCAGCCUCACUCUUACUCAGGCACGAAAUCGUCAGCCAUUGUCAAAGUCAACCACCUUUAACCGCAUUGAGAUUUCAGCAUCUCCGGAUCCACUAAAUGGAUUAUAUAUUGGUGCUCAUGGUCUGUACACUUCGGAAGUCAUCCACUUUAGGCGAAGAUUUGGUCAGUGGAAAGAAGACGGUAGCACUAAGGAGUCGUCACGCUUAGAAUUUUACGAGUAUGUUGAAGCUGUAAAAUUAACUGGAGAUUCUUAUGUGCCAGCUGGUCAGAUAGCAUUCCGUGCAAGAAUCGGUAAAAAAUAUCAACUUCCACAUAAAGGGAUUAUUCCAGAAGAAUUUGGUGUGAUUGCUCGAUACAGGGGACAAGGAAGGCUGGCAGAGCCUGGUUUUCGAAAUCCCAGAUGGGUUGAUGGUGAACUGGUUAUCCUAGAUGGAAAGUACAUUAAAGGAGGGCCUGUUGUGGGUUUUGUCUACUGGGAUCCUGAAUAUCAUUUCUUAGUGUUCUUUCAUCGGCUUAGGCUGCAGGAGUAAACAUCUCUGUAGAUACAGUUUGUGGCUGUUUGUUCUUGGUUCAGUUCUUUGUAGUCAACAUGAUAUCUAUUACCACAUCCUUGUCAGUUUGAGCUGAAGAGAAGAAUCAAGAUUUCGUUUGAAUAUGAAGUCCUGGGCAACUGACUGUUUUAGUAGCCAUCAUAAAGCUUUUUGCAUUAUGUGGAACUAACAGCCAUUUUUGAGUUGAUAGCCCCCCAAAAUUUCUCUGGUCUACCAAAUGGUCAGGCCUACUAGCAUUUUCUUAGGGCACUGAGCUUGUACAUAUAUGCUCAUUAUGUUAGUAUUCUUUUUCAGUUCUUUUUUUAUUUUUAUUUUUUCCCCGUCAGUGAACAUUGUAGUACUAUUUAUGCGAGAGCACCUUAAAAAAAUUUGGAAUUUAUUCUCUAAAUAGAAUCCUUAGAUAGAACGUGUAUAUUGGCAAGUA